Molecule: messenger RNA, 1336 nt
Organism: Sphaeramia orbicularis (orbiculate cardinalfish)
Lineage: Eukaryota; Metazoa; Chordata; Actinopteri; Kurtiformes; Apogonidae
Exons: 2
Coding region: 302-1054 (250 amino acids)
Source: RefSeq, a predicted model, not a curated record
CAUGGUUGUCAGUCCGUCACCGGUGAAACAGUCUGUGUACCCUGUACCCAGCGUCUAAGACCCUCUCCAGCUCAUUUCCUGUCUCUCUGCUGUUGUCACACUGACAGAUGUGGUUUUCCAGUCAACCUUCAGACAGAUGUGGAAGCUGCUGCUGCUGCUGCCCUCACCGCAUGAAGAAGCUGCACAGAUCCGCGUGGAGGCAGACGGACGCAGCAUGCCACCUUAACCAGCCCUGAGCUGUCCACCUUCUUCUGUUCUUCCAUAAUCUUCAUUUGGUGAAGAUGUAGCCUGUUGGAUCUCCAUGGAGAUGUCUCCAAACACCGUCUCCUCUUCCCUGGCAUGGUCACUGUGGUUGCUGUUCCUCCUGACCCCCGUCACAGUCUCCAGCCCAACAUCAGAGACUUCUCUACCUGUUAAUAUUACGCUGUUGUUCGACAGCGGCGCCCCCAGCUACAACCUGCGGAACUGCAGCUGCUCCUCAGACGUCAGGGACUGUGACGAGGCUUUGGCCAACUCACUGUGCAGAUGCCACACUGUCCUGCGCUCAGCUCUGCCCUCUGCUGGACUCAGAGAACCUGGAAAGCUGACGGUCUGGAUGAAGGAGGCGUGGGUGUUUGAGGAGCUCCUGAACAGAAGCACAGUGGCUCAUUUGCGUUUGUCUUUUUGCGGAAUUAAACCAGUAGACAGUCAGUACUUGGCUCUGGUAGGUCUGCAGUCCCUCAGGAUCCACAGUGCAGCACCAGAGGCUGUUUACCGAAACCAGGAGAUGACAGUAACUCCUGAUGCUGGAGUGGCAGCAGAAAUGGAGGCCCUUUCCUUUGACUCCACCUCUGCUUUCCAUGUGACGUUUUUGGAUGUAGCGGUGCUGAACGGGCUUUCCCCUCUGAAGGCCUACAGUGUGAUGGGACCGUCUGCUGCUGCGCUCUCUCAGAACUUCCCCCACAUCUCCUUGCCACAAGUUUCACCAUCCUCUGCCCCUGAUACUGAGUCUACACACUCCGGAGAGGAGACUUCAGAGAGUUUGCACAACUUGCUUCUUACAUUUGUUUACUGACAAGUGCAGAUGAUGCACACAAAUAAUGCAUUCCUGAUAUUAUAGGUAUUCAUAACUUAAUGCUGCUACUGCUACUGCAUCUUCUAUGUCUGAAAGCAAUUUCCUGUCAAAUCCCCUCCUUAUGACGUACAUCUACACUGUCGAUGUUCAAAUCGUCAACACUUUGGGUAUUAAUAUAUAACAAAUGGCUGCCAAUAUUCACGAUUUUUUCAUGCAGAAAGUUUUCAUUUUUUCUGCUCUCAUGAAAAACACAAUAUUCCUUCUAAAACACAGGUGUCAAAC